Grus americana (Whooping crane) is the source of this 4232-nucleotide messenger RNA. RefSeq names its product DNA polymerase kappa (gene POLK). Bases 479 to 3076 code for a protein of 865 amino acids. The transcript has 17 exons. Lineage: Eukaryota; Metazoa; Chordata; Aves; Gruiformes; Gruidae. Gene Ontology annotation, biological process: error-prone translesion synthesis. Gene Ontology annotation, cellular component: nucleus. Gene Ontology annotation, molecular function: DNA-directed DNA polymerase activity; damaged DNA binding. The record is from RefSeq and is a predicted model, not a curated record.
GGUCUCUGCCGCCCGCGCGGGGCUGGCGGCCACCUGCGCCUCUCCCCGAGGCCGCGGGGCGAAGAUGGCGCUGAGGCCUUCGCCCUGCGGGCGGCGGCGAUCGCCGUUACGCGCGCUGUGCGGCCGUGGGUGGGCUCGGCAGCCCGCUCCUUCCCGGCCGAUGCGGCGCUUCUGCCCCGCCCGCUUUCGUUCUGCUUCAUUGGCUGUGUCCAAACGCGUGUGAUGAGCAGAGCGGAAAGUGGCGGUCAGCAGUCUUUCAGCUGCGAGAGUGAUCCAUACUACACCACGCUGGAUUUUAGCCAAAAGCCUGAGAAGUGAUCCUUUGUGGUCAAAAGUGGAUGAAAAGUCCUUCCAGCAGCAAUUGGAAAUUUGCUUUCUCCACUUAUGGAUGAUUCUCCUGCUCCCUUCCUCCCAUUCCCAAAUCACAGCAAUAAUAGGUAUUAAGUCUUAAAAGAGAUACUUGUUUUCAGGAAGUGCUAUGGAAGACGUGAAAAAAGUUGGUAACAGCUCUUGCAACGAUGUUCUACUUAGAAUGGGCCUCAAUGAUAACAAAGCUGGAAUGCAAGGUUUGGAUAAAGAAAAAAUCAAUAAAAUCAUCAUGGAAGCUACCAAGGGUUCUAGAUUUUAUGAAAAUGAAGUUAAAAAAGAUCAGCAAGUUAACCAACGAAUUGAAAAAAUGAUGCAGCUAAAAGAGAAAAUUACAACACAACAGCUCUUGAAAGCACAGCUGCAGGUGGACAAACUUGUGAUAGAACUGGAACAGAGCCGUAACCUUAGCAAUACAAUUGUACACAUUGACAUGGAUGCCUUCUAUGCAGCUGUGGAAAUGAGAGACAAUCCAGAGCUGAAGGAAAAGCCAAUAGCAGUGGGAUCAAUGAGUAUGUUGUCCACCUCCAAUUACCACGCUAGGAGAUUUGGUGUACGUGCAGCCAUGCCUGGAUUUAUUGCUAAAAAGCUAUGUCCACAUCUAACUAUAGUACCAUUAAACUUUGAAAAAUACAGCAAAGUGAGUAAAGAGGUUAGAGAAAUACUGACCGAAUAUGAUCCCAAUUUUAUGCCAAUGGGCUUAGAUGAAGCCUACCUGAACAUAACAGAGCACUUGGAGGAAAGACUGAACUGGCCUGAGGAUAAGAGAAGAUUCUUUUUUAAUUCAGAAAGCACUACAGAAAAAGAUAAAGAUGAUAUAAAUAUGUCUGCCAAAUUUAAUGAAGAUGGAUACUCUUCUUCACCGGUACUGUUUGAAGACAACACACCUCUGAUGGAUGACCACCCUGAACGACGAGAUCAGUCAGUGGAAAAUUCGAUCAUCUUUGGGACUUCUGCAGAGGAGGUUGUGAAGGAAAUUCGCUUUAGGAUUGAGCAGAAAACUCAGCUGACUGCUAGUGCAGGAAUAGCGCCGAAUACAAUGUUAGCAAAAAUGUGCAGUGAUUGUAAUAAACCUAAUGGGCAAUGCAGAAUUGCUCCUGAGAGACAAGCCGUGCUAGACUUCCUAAAAGAUUUGCCCAUUAGAAAGGUGCCAGGUAUAGGAAAAGUAACUGAGAAGAUGUUAAAAGCCCUUGGAAUUGUGACUUGCUCAGAGCUUUACCAGCAGAGGGCACUGCUUUCUCUUCUGUUUUCAGAAGCAUCUUGGCGUAAUUUCUUGGAUAUUUCCCUUGGUUUGGGUUCAACACAUUUGGAAAAGGAUGGAGAAAGAAAAAGUAUGAGCACUGAAAGAACAUUCAGUGAAAUAAACACAGCAGAAGACCAGUACAGCUUGUGUCGAGAACUCUGCAGAGACCUUGCUCAAGAGCUACAGAAAGAGGGUCUUAAGGGUAAAACUGUUACAUUGAAGCUAAAGAAUGUGAACUUUGAAGUUAAAACAAGAGCUUCAACUGUGCUGUCUGCUGUUUCUACUGAGGAGGAAAUAUUUGCUGUUGCUAAAGACUUACUGGGAACAGAAAUUGAUAGUGUUGGUCCUCACCCUUUACGGAUAAGACUUAUGGGUGUAAGAGUAUCAGGAUUUCUAAGUGAAGAAGAGAGGAAGUACCAACAAAAAAGCAUUAUGAGUUUCCUAAAAUCAGGAAAAGAAACUGGUUUUCUUAGGCUUCAGCCAGGGAAGUCCAACCAAGAAUAUUUCACAAAAAAUUCAGAAGCAUCUUCCAGAGGGAGUUUUUUUGAUAAAAAGCGAGCUGCAAGGCAACUAAACAGUGAGAGUCUUUCUCCAAAUGAAACUGUAGGUGAGCAGGUCUUUCAUGAUAGGAAAUCGUCAGCAAAUUUUGUGGAAGAAACAAAGAAAGUCACAGACUUAGAAAAUUCUAAUGUGCAUAAGAUCUUCACCUGCCCUGUUUGCUUUGAGGAGCAAAGAAGCAAUAAUUUGGAAGAACUUAAUAGGCAUAUUGAUGAUUGCCUCAAUGGAACUCUUGUUAAAGAUACCAUGGAAAUACCCAAGAAUGGCAAUUUAAGAGAAAAUACAAUUAACUUUUUUCCAAAAUUUAAAAAUGAAAAUGUCGAUGAGUGUCAAAAAAAUAAAAAAGACCAUUUAGCAGGAACAGACCAGUGUGCAAGUACAUCUGACAACUGUAGUAGCAACAGCACAGAAAAAUUCACUCAGAUAAUAUCUGAUAAACUUCACAGAGAAAGACAGCCCAGCAAUCUCAGUGAUCUUGCUAGAAACGUGUGUAUGAAACAGUGUCUGUUCCCCAAAAGAGGUUCACAAGACAAUGAAGACUAUUUUGAAAAGACUGAACAUAGAGAAGAAACUAGCUCAUCCUGUCUCUUUGAAGCCAAAGAAGACAGUGUUCUUGUUUGUCCAGUUUGUAAUUCAGAACAGAAAACCACCAGUCUUGUGUCAUUUAACAGACAUGUGGAUGUUUGUUUAAAUAGAGGUCUUAUCCAGGAGCUGACAGAAAAGAAAGAUUAUCCUACUCAGACUUAUCAUAUGGAAAACUCAAACAGAGUGGGAGGUUUAAGCAGAGGACAGCAAUGCACAAAUCCAUCACAAGGAACAAAAAGGUCUGGACUAACAACUUCACAGUCAGUAUCAAAAAAGGCCAAGUCAAGCAAUUCCAAGCAUACAAUCGAAAUGUUUUUUAAAUGACUGUGUAGCAACAUAUUCUAUAUGAAGUAUUUCAUAGUGUUUUAUGACUGCAAAUUAAUUUAGCAUUGGUGGUAGACUGGAUUCAGGUGCCUGUCACUUUGGAGCCAUUGCAUGCCUGUUUAAAGAGAACAUGAUGUUUGAGGUAGAAGAAGAGGUACAACUGAGGUAAUUUUUUUUUCCCAAGAAUAAUACUUUUUUUUCCAGUUGUUUCUGAGAAUCAAAAUUCACUAGCACUUCGACUUUGUUUAUAUGGAACAUGUGGAACUUUGUUACAGUCAGGAGCAGCCUCAUGAACUCUCUGCUGUUCAACAAGCAGAACAGGGGGAUUAGAGCUGCCAUUGAGCAAGCCUCCCUAGAAAGCAGGAAUCAUUAGCUAGAGUGCCACGCUGUGCUUACUGAAGGCCCUCUUCCCACACCUGACUUGCCGACUUCUCUGUGUUGGUUUUAUUGGCCAUGGUAGCCAUAGCAGCUCAGGCUGACACUUCCUUGGACAAUUCAACACCAAAUUUAAUUGUGGUAUUAGCUGUGUGAUAACAAGGAAGAGGCGAGUUGCUUGAUUUCAGCUUGUGAAUGUCUGUCUUCUCAACAGACACAAAAAUUGAUUGUCCUUGCAGUUUCAAAGGAAAAGAGCAAGACUUUAGAGCAAAGUCAAGCUUUCACUGUUGCUGAAAAUGACUUCAGUAAGAGUUGAUGGGCCAGCCCUGCAGGACUCGUGAUCUGAUACAGGUUGACUUCACUGAUUUAAAAAAUGUUAACAAACCUAUUGAUGAGAGAAGGAUUCUUCCAGAUUGGUCAGACAAAUGUUGUUUGAUCCUUGGCCUUUCCAAAGAGACUGAGAACUUCAAUUUUCUUCACAAUUGUGAAAUUCUUACCAAUCAGUAGCACUAAAUUUACUCUAAAUGAAAGGUUUGUGGUGCAAUAAUAAUGUGAAUGAUGUGCAAAUAUGCAAGAUGCUGAACCUUUUUUAUUGUUUACCUAUCUGACUCUUUAAAAUUACUUUGUAUUUCUGAAUAAACAAUAUUUUAUGAGUGCAUACGUGGGAGGAGGAAGUUGUAAAGUGCAAAUAUUUAAAAUACUCUGUUUAGAUUUUUUCUGUUCACACCAAACUGCUUAAAUGUAGACAUUUUAUUAUAAUUAAAUAUUUAUCAGCAAAGAA